Messenger RNA from Brassica rapa (field mustard), 3152 nucleotides. RefSeq names its product general transcription factor 3C polypeptide 3. Gene Ontology annotation, biological process: transcription by RNA polymerase III. Gene Ontology annotation, molecular function: protein binding. Lineage: Eukaryota; Viridiplantae; Streptophyta; Magnoliopsida; Brassicales; Brassicaceae. The record is from RefSeq and is a predicted model, not a curated record. Gene Ontology annotation, cellular component: transcription factor TFIIIC complex.
CUGACCCAAUAUCUUCUCUCCACCGUUCUCUCGUAUUCUCUCCAUCGCCGGCCGAGAGAAAACUGCAUCUGGUCUUCUUCUGGUUUUGUGUUUUGUCGUUGAAGAGAAACAAAACCUUUUCUUUUUCGUUCUUCAGACACACUUCACUUGGAUUUUCAGUGUCGAGUAAGCAGCUGCGUGGUAGAGAAAAGAUGUCAACUUUUUGAUUGGUUCUCCGUUGUAGAUAGUGAAGCUCCAAAAGAGACUUCUUUUUGGUUUGUCUUUUGGAAAGGAUGGAAGAUAAGGGAAAGGGUGUGGUGGGAGAAGGAGAUGAGGAACACUCGUUUUCUGUGUUGGAAGGGGGUCCAAGCAAUAUGGAAGUAGACGGUAGUGAUGAUAACUAUGAUGACGAUGAUGAUGAUGACGGAAACAGUGAUGAAGGAGGCCAGGUAGAUGAUGAUGAUGUUGAUGAUGAUGAGGGAGAUGAGUCUGAAGACGGAGAUGAGUCUGAAGCUGUCAGUGGAAUUCCAACAACAUUCGAACGCCUUGAAUAUGAAGCUCUCGCUGAGAAGAAACGCAAAGCAUUUACUGAGUCUCAACGUGAUGGUUCAAAUAAGAGAUCCAGGCAUGAUGCUAUUAACAUCUGGAAUAGCACCUCGGGCGAGAAGGGAUUCAUGGAACUCUACGAUACUGGCCGCCGACGAAAGUCUAGGAAGAAUAAAAAAAGGGGUAGACGACAGGGGUCAAAGAAAAAAGUUUCACCUGAAAUUCAGAAGAGGUUGAGUGAGGCGUUUCUUCUUCACGCAGAUAAUAAAGACAGUGAGGCCUUACCUAUUAUAUUAGACGUUAUUAAGCAAGCACCAACCUUUGGUCGAGCGUAUCAUUACCUAUCGCUUGUAUAUGAGAAACUUGGUAGGACCGACUCAUUGUCUACUGGAGUAUUGAGGAUUGCUGCAACUGUUGAAGGUCCAAAAUCACCUUGUUGGAAGUUGCUUUACGAGAGGUCCAAGGAACAAGGGGACUUGUCUGCAAGGAGUUAUGCGUCCAAAGCAGUACAAGCUGAUCCAGAGAAUUUCUCUUUGAAAUAUGAAUAUGCAGACCUCUGCCUAAAUGCUGGAAGAUAUAAAGAAGCUGCCGAAACCUAUGAGCAAAUAUUUCGUCGGUAUCCUGAGAGAAUUGAGGUCCUCGAUUGGGUGACAAAGUAUUUUCUAAAAUCCGGCGAGGGUGAACGAGCAGCAAACAUCUUAGAGGAUCAUAUAAAAUCUCAUCCAUCUGAAGUGGGGCCUGAUGUCUUGGAUCUACUGGCUUCUGUUUUGAUGGAAAUUAAUGCGUAUGAUAGAGCUCUUAAGUAUAUUCAUGAUGUGCGCCAAAUCUACAAUCUAGGAAAAGAACUGCCUUCCAGCUUGAAAAUCAGACAAGCCAUCUGCCAUGUUCGCCUCCAAGAAAUGGAGCAAGCAGAGAUUGUUUUAAGUAUUCUACCACGGGAGGCUGUAUCCGAACAUUCAGAUCUAAUCAUCAAUUUGGCUGAUGAGCUAACAAACAUUGGGAAUUUUCACACUGCUCUAAAAUACUAUUUGUUAGCAGUCAAUGACACUGUGAAUGAUGGUGAUUUGUUUGUGAAAGUUGCUCGCUGUUAUACGUCGUUGGCAAAACGAGAUCAGGCCAUCAUUUUCUAUUACAAAGCUUUGAAUGAACUCAGUGAUCCAAUAGAUGCUCGCAUAACUCUGUCUUCACUUCUCCUGGAAGAUGGCAAACGAGAUGAAGCUAUAUCAGUGCUUUCUCCUCCGGAAAAUCCAGAUCUUGAUGCUUCUAAACAGAAGGCAUGGUGGAAGAAAAGAAAGAUCAGGAUGCAUCUUUGUCAGAUCUAUUAUUCAGAGGGGAUGCUUGAGGAAUUUGCCAAUACAGCAUUGCAGUUGGUUCUUAAGUGGGUUUGGCGGCGGACGGUCAAGGGAAAAAGAAAACGAUCGGUUCUUUCGGAGCUUCAAAGAAAUAGAAGACGCCGACGUCCUAGAGAUGCUCAAGCUUCAGAGUUGAGAGGCGGACCCAAAAAGUGGCGCAAAAUCAGGGCAACAUUAAAUGAGACAAAGAGAAUCAGAGAACGGGCUGCUAUUAAAGCUCAGAACGAAGAUAUCUGCAGUGAAUCUGAGGAAGAAGCUAUGAAGGAUGAAGAGUACCACCGUCUCUUUGUAGAUUUGUGCAAGGCAUUGGCAUCGCUGCAAAGGUUUUGGGAAGCUCUGGAGAUAGUUAACCUGGCUCGUAGAUUGGACGCCAAAAUGCUGCCUGUUGAGAUAAAAAAGGAGCUUCAGUCACUUGGAGCUAAAAUAUCAUGUGAUACUAUGGAUCCAAAGCAGUGGUUUGACUGUGUAAGAUCUGUCAUUCAGCAACAUCCGUAUCGUUUGAAUGCCUGGAACUGCUAUUACAAAGUCAUUUCAAGACUAGGGAAAAGAGCAUCGAGUGAAGCUAAGUUCAUGCAUCACUUAAGAAGCAAGUACAGAGAUUGCGUACCGCCUAUUCUUAUCGCUGGUCAUCAUUUCACCGUUACAAGCCGACAUCAAGAUGCUGCAAGAGAAUACCUUGAAGCAUAUAAACUAAUGCCAGAUAGCCCUUUAAUCAACCUCUGCGUAGGAGCUGCUUUAAUCAACUUAGCCCUCGGUUUCCGACUCAAGAACCGGCAUGAGUGUCUUGCUCAAGGCUUUGCAUUUCUAUACAACAAUAUCAGAAUCUGCAGCAACAGUCAAGAGGCUUUGUAUAACGUUGCUCGGGCGUAUCAUCACGUAGGUCUUGUGACUCUUGCGGCUUCGUACUACGAGAAGGUUUUAGCGGUUUACGAGAAAGAGUAUCCAAUGCCGAAGCUCCCAAACGAAGAUCCUAAUGUUGCAGAAGAGCGUAAACCUGUUAACUGUGACCUACGCAAAGAAGCUGCUCACAAUCUGCAUUUGAUAUAUAAGCACAGUGGAGCGUUUGAUCUCGCGAGGCAGGUCUUGAAGGAUCACUGCACUUUCUAAGUUUCGUUUGUCUUGUAAACUCUACAACCAACUAUUAUUAUUGAUUUGGCUGGGUUAUCACUUUAUUGUGUAGUUUCAACUUCAUUAACUGAAUUUACUUGGAGUAUUAAUAUAUAGUUGCUACUUGCAAAGAUUACUAUUUCAAGGAUUUAUUUGUAGCGGUGUCAA